AUGGGUGCCUCCCAGUCAUCGCACAAGGCUGGUGCGGCUGGAGGCACCGCAUCCAACGACGCCAACGGAGACCCUGCUUUUGUCGAUUACUACGAGCUCCUCCACAUCGAGCAGACGGCCUCCACGGACGAAAUCCGCAAAGCCUACCGCAAGCUCGCCCUCAAGCACCACCCAGACAAGAACCCUGACAAUGUCGAGCAGGCAAACAAAAUCUUUCACAAGCUACAAGAGGCUUACGAGAUCCUUUCUGACGAUACGGAGCGUGCAUGGUACGACCAGAAUCGAGAGCGCCUUCUCAACGGCGAAGGUCCCGACUUGGAUGACGAGCAAGUCUUUGAAGCCUUCAGGUCUGGAGCAGCGGAAGCGCCUCAGCCAACGAGCUCCUCGCGUGGACUGACGGCCAAGGCCUUGCUUCGAUUCUUUGACCCGAGUCUAGCGAAGGACUUCACCGAUGGUGACAACGGCUUCUAUGCCACCUACCGUCGCCUGUUCGAGCGUCUUGCGCAGGAAGAGCGCGUAGCAGCCCCAUACCCGGGAGAGGAGAAGGACAGCACCAUACCAGCCGCUGAUGCCUAUCCGUCCUUCGGAUACGGCCAUACCCCUUACUCGAAUGCAAAGGGUCAAGAAGCGGCAGUCCAUCAGACACCGGCAAAAGAUUUCUACAACGUCUUCAUGAACUUCCAAUCGCGCAAGAGUUUCGGCUGGUUCGACAAGUACGAUCUUCGCGAUGCACCGGAUAGAAGAGUCAAAAGACUCAUGGAGAAGGAGAACAAACGCGCCAGAGACGCUGCGAGACGCGAGUACAACGACGCCGUUCGCUCUCUUGCUGCUUUCGUACGCAAACGAGAUCCACGAUACAAAAAGUUCCAAAGCGAGCUCAAUUCGACCGGGCCCGGAUCGACUGCAGAUCUCGCCAGGAGAAAGGCCGAGGCGGAAAAAGUCAGACUCGAGAGAGAGGCACGAGCACAAUCGUAUCAGGCGCAGAGCUGGCAGCAGCCCGACUACCGUUUCUCGGAUGAAGAAGAGGACGAUGAAGAUAAGGACGACAGCGGCAGCACGGGUAGUAACGGAGACAGGGACGAGGAUGGCCGAGAGGAAGAACCGUCAAGGUCAACGCAAGCGAUCGACCCUCUCGAUGACCCGUCUUUCUCUGGCUGGGACUGCGUGGCGUGCGACAAGUUCUUCCAAUCCGAAGCUGCCUUCCGCAAUCACGAGCGCAGCGCAAAGCACAAAAAGGCUGUACAAAAGCUGCAACGCGCAAUGCAGGACGAGGAUGACGAGCUCGGCCUAGGCCUCGACGCCGAAGACAUCGCCAUGGAUGCGUCCCUGGCAGACAUGCACCUCGACGGCGGCAAGGCGCAAAAUAAGACCGAUGCCAAUGUCUCGGCUGGCUUCUCGAUACCCACCUUUGCUGCCGAUGCAGCAGCAGGCAAGAGCAAGAAGCAGAAGAAGCAGGCCAAGAAGCGCAGGCAGAUGGAGCAAGUCGCUGGGCGUACGUUGGAUGAAGACGGCUUUGUGGUGCAAGACUUGAAUCGAAAGCAGCCCGCCAAGCCCAAGGUGAAGGAGGAGGUCACUCCUACGGCUGAUGAAGGGGAGGAUAACGGUGAUGGACCUCCUUCAGUCCACGUCAUCGACGACGAGGCUUCAAAUGGGAUUGCAGCCGGUACUGAUGUGUGCGAUCAAGUUGGCGCAGGUGAUGAAGAAAGUGCACCGCCAAAAGCUUCUCAGUUGCAGCCAGUGAAACCGCUCGCGUUCGAAGAAGAAACUGCUGCAGUCGCCUGUGACGAUCCCUGGGGAGGGCUAGAGGACCCCUACAUCCCCGCCUCUGCCUUUUCAUCGACCAUCCCACCCCCUCUGCCAGCACUAUCACGCCCAGCCGGAUCGUUCGACAUCUUUGGCUACGGUAGCCUCAUCUUCAAGCCACCACCUUACGUCAUCGCAGCGACACCCUGCUACAUCAAAGGCUUCGUUCGCCGCUUCGCCCAGCACUCGGUCGACCAUCGAGGCACGCGCGAGCGUCCCGGGCGUGUCGUCACGCUUGUCAAAGCCGCCGACUGGCACCCACUGCGCAAAGCUGCCAAGGUGGACGAGCCCAAAUCGCCCGAGGGCGAUAUUGUGUGGGGCGUAUCGUUCACCAUCGAUCCCGAGCAUGCGGCAGUGGUGAGGCAGUACCUCGACUACCGCGAGAAGAACGGGUACAGUGCGAUGCAUGUUCCGCUGUACACCAAGUCGAAAGACGAGCAAGGUGGGCAAGAGAGUUUGGUACUCAAAAAUGCGCUCGUGUACGUUGGGUUGCCGUCGAAUCCCGCUUUUGUAGGCCCGCAGUCGCUCGACGCGCUCGCACAACGCAUCUACACGUGUGCCGGUCCAUCUGGUCCCAACCCGGAGUACCUGCUCAACCUCGCCAAAGCGGUCAGAGAGCUUGCGCCGCAGUCGGUUGAUCACCAUCUCUUUAGCCUGGAAAAGCGGCUGGUCCUUCUGCAGGAACAGAACGUCGACCCCGCGCUGCUCAUCGCGCAAGAGUCCAAGCAGCAUGCGUCAACAACGUCGGCGACGCCAAACGAGCAUGAUGAUGACGACGUCACAGAAGCAGCGAGAGGAGGCAAGGGCAAGAAAGGCGGUAGCAAAGCCAAACCGACGGGCAAGAGCAAGGAGUGGUGCAAUGUGUGCAAUGCCGGAUUCGAGAGCAGGAGCAAGCUGUUCAACCACAUUCGGGAGACAGGCCAUGCUUUGGCGGGCGAACAGCCGAAUGGAAAGAAGGGCAGACGCAAGUAA
Messenger RNA from Sporisorium graminicola, 2775 nucleotides. RefSeq lists its product as uncharacterized. NCBI's taxonomy places the organism in Eukaryota, Fungi, Basidiomycota, Ustilaginomycetes, Ustilaginales, Ustilaginaceae. The coding region runs from base 1 to 2775 and encodes 924 amino acids. Gene Ontology annotation, cellular component: cytoplasm. The transcript has a single exon. The record is from RefSeq and is a predicted model, not a curated record. Gene Ontology annotation, biological process: glutathione catabolic process. Gene Ontology annotation, molecular function: nucleic acid binding; glutathione specific gamma-glutamylcyclotransferase activity; zinc ion binding.